GUGUCCUUGAAGUGAGCAGCGAAUGAUGUUCUGCUGCGAGCAGCGGCGGCGGCACGUGGCACAGUAACAGAAUCAGUUCUGUCCGAAGAACUCGAGAGUUGGUUCUUGCCUGACGAGUUUGUAUUACAGUAACAUCACAUUCCGAGACUGUCUGGGUACAUGAGCACGAUGAUGAAAUACAUCCUGGUAACUGGAGGAGUGAUUUCAGGCAUCGGGAAAGGGAUCAUUGCGAGCAGCGUGGGCACGAUCCUUAAGUCAUGCGGCUUGCAUGUAACUGCCAUCAAGAUCGACCCUUAUAUCAACAUAGAUGCAGGCACAUUUUCACCCUACGAGCACGGAGAGGUGUUUGUGCUGGAUGACGGCGGUGAGGUGGACUUGGAUCUAGGAAAUUAUGAACGUUUCCUAGACAUUAGGUUAACCAGAGACAACAACCUGACAACCGGCAAGAUCUACCAGUCAGUCAUCAACAAGGAGAGGAUGGGCGACUAUCUGGGCAAGACUGUGCAGGUGGUCCCACACAUUACAGAUGCCAUUCAGGAAUGGGUUAUGAAACAGGCCAAAGUACCUGUUGAUGACGACGAUGUUGAACCUCAAGUUUGUGUAAUAGAGUUAGGAGGUACGGUGGGAGAUAUCGAGAGCAUGCCUUUUGUUGAGGCCUUCAGGCAGUUCCAGUUUAAGGUGAAGAAAGAGAACUUCUGUAACAUUCACGUCAGUUUAAUUCCUCAGCCCAGUGCAACAGGAGAACAAAAGACAAAACCAACACAGAACAGUGUCCGAGAGCUGAGAGGACUGGGUCUGUCCCCUGAUCUGAUCAUGUGUCGCUGUGCAGCUGCCCUCGAGAACUCCGUCAAAGAAAAGAUAUCGAUGUUCUGCCAUGUAGAGCCUCAACAGGUCAUCUGUGUGCACGAUGUGUCAUCCAUCUAUAGAGUUCCACUCCUGCUGGAGGAUCAGGGCGUGGUGGGCUACCUCAGUCGACGGCUCAACAUGCCCAUUGAGACUCGACCCAGGAGGAUGCUGGCAAAAUGGAAAGAGAUGUCUGACAGGUCGGACAGGCUGCUGGAACAGUGCUCCAUAGCCUUGGUUGGCAAGUACACCAAGUUUUCUGACUCAUACGCCUCCGUUAUUAAGGCUCUGGAGCACUCAGCCCUGGCUAUUAGUCACAGACUGGAGGUCAAGUACAUAGACUCUGCAAAUUUGGAGCCGAGCACUCUGCAGGAGGAGCCAGUGAAGUACCACGAGGCGUGGCAGAAGCUCUGCAGCUCUGAUGGCAUCCUGGUUCCAGGAGGUUUUGGUGUCCGAGGCACUGAAGGAAAGAUUCAUGCCAUCAGCUGGGCCAGAAAACAGAAGAAACCCUUUCUAGGCGUGUGUCUUGGAAUGCAGUUGGCUGUCUGUGAAUUUGCCAGAAAUGUACUUGGCUGGGAAGAUGCCAAUUCUACUGAAUUUGACCCAGAAUCCAAAUAUCCUGUGGUGAUUGAUAUGCCAGAACACAACCCCGGCCAAAUGGGCGGGACCAUGAGACUGGGGAAGAGGCGGACUGUUUUCACCAACAGCAGCAAUGUACUGCGUCGACUUUAUGGAGAUGCAGAUCACGUGGAUGAACGGCACAGACAUCGUUUUGAAGUCAAUCCAGAGCUCAGGUGUUACUUUGAAGACAAAGGCUUCCAUUUUGUAGGUCAAGAUGUUGAAGGUGAAAGAAUGGAGGUGGUGGAGCUGGACGAUCAUCCAUAUUUUGUUGGGGUGCAGUACCAUCCUGAGUUCACGUCUCGCCCCAUCAAGCCGUCGCCCCCUUACCUCGGUUUGCUGUUAGCUGCUGCAGGAAAACUGCAGAGCUACUUGCAGAAGGGCUGCCGCCUGUCUCCACGUGAUGCGUACAGUGAUGACAGCGGCAGCAGCACCCCGGACUCUGAGAUAUCGGAGUUAAAGCUACCUUCUAUCACAAGCGAUUGAUCUCAGAGUUGAAGGCAUUUCAAGGCAUCAGUACUGUGGACGAGGGGCGUCUCUGACAGAACAGAGUCUGGAGUUUGAACACCUGCAGCUAGCUGAAACCACGCCAGAAAACCAACGGGGCAACGUGGAAUACUGUUGCUGAAUCUAGUACCACUCUGUGCUUUUCCACUGCAGGGACUAAAUUCUGAGUACCAUGCAGUCUGACUUCCAGAAUCUAGUACCAUAACCACAAAUGGUUCCUGUUCCUGAGAAAAGUCACCUCAACCUUUUUGUAAAUGUGAAGACAACUGACUCAUCUGUUUUGUUUUAUUUACACACGUUUUUUUUCUGUUUGUGUGGAUUUACAACUUGUGUAUAUGGGGGGAAAAGCUGAAUUAUUGCAGUUCACUCAUAACUGUAAUCUUUAUGUAGCAUAUUUUCCUGGCUAUAGUCCACCAUGGAAUAUUAGCUGUAUCUGUCAAAAAAAUACACGAAGAG
Molecule: messenger RNA, 2424 nt
Organism: Thalassophryne amazonica
Lineage: Eukaryota; Metazoa; Chordata; Actinopteri; Batrachoidiformes; Batrachoididae
Gene: ctps1a
Product: CTP synthase 1a
Exons: 19
Coding region: 160-1947 (595 amino acids)
Biological process (GO): CTP biosynthetic process; pyrimidine nucleobase biosynthetic process
Cellular component (GO): cytoophidium; cytoplasm
Molecular function (GO): identical protein binding; CTP synthase activity
Source: RefSeq, a predicted model, not a curated record